CAGUUUACGCAGAUUUCCGCGCAUUCCGCAACGCCUUCGGAGCUGGUUUGACCCUCGGCGUGUGCCGUCGGCAGCCGCCUGCCAGCUGUCGGCGCCUUUGUGCGGCGGCGGAAGGGGCGCGGGGCCGAGGGCAGCGGGCGCAGGGCAGGAGCCGCGGGAGGAGCCGCGGGCAGUGUUGCAGCCAUGUCUGACAAAAGUGAGCUGAAGGCGGAGUUGGAGCGCAAGAAACAACGAUUAGCUCAAAUCAGAGAGGAGAAGAAGAGAAAGGAGGAAGAAAGAAAGAAGAAAGAAACUGACCAGAAGAAAGAAGUUCUUCCAGUACAAGAAGAAUCUGAUCUUGAAAAGAAGAGAAGAGAAGCGGAAGCUUUGCUUCAGAGCAUGGGGUUGACAUCUGAGUCUCCUGUUGCUGUGCCUCCUCUGCGGGUAGUAACAGCGGAUACCUGUCUGUUUCACUAUUUAGUCCCUCCUCCUACCUCUCCGUCCUCCAAAUCCGUGAGUACGCCCAGCGAGGCUGGCAGCCAGGACUCGGGGGAUGGCGCUGUUGGAUCCAGGACGCUGCAUUGGGAUACUGAUCCAUCAGUUCUUCAGCUCCACUCUGAUUCCGAUCUGGGACGUGGACCUGUUAAACUUGGAAUGGCCAAAAUUACACAAGUUGACUUUCCUCCUCGAGAAAUUGUUACCUAUACAAAGGAGACACAAACACCUGUCAUGACUCAGCCCAAGGAAGAUGAGGAGGAGGAAGAUGAUGUGGUUGCACCAAAACCAUUAGUUGAACCUGAAGAAGAAAAAACAUUGAAAAAAGAGGAGGAGGAAGAAGCUGCCCCUCAUGAACUCACAGAGGAGGAAAAGCAACAAAUUUUGCAUUCUGAAGAAUUUUUAAGUUUUUUUGACCACUCCACAAGGAUUGUUGAAAGAGCCCUUUCUGAGCAAAUCAACAUUUUCUUUGACUACAGUGGAAGAGACUUAGAGGACAAAGAAGGAGAGAUUCAAGCAGGAGCAAAACUGUCCUUAAAUAGGCAGUUUUUUGAUGAACGUUGGUCAAAGCAUCGUGUUGUCAGUUGUCUGGACUGGUCAUCUCAGUAUCCAGAAUUACUUGUAGCCUCUUACAACAACAACGAGGAUGCGCCUCACGAGCCUGAUGGGGUGGCCCUUGUAUGGAAUAUGAAGUACAAGAAAACUACCCCAGAGUAUGUCUUUCACUGCCAGUCUGCAGUGAUGUCAGCUACAUUUGCAAAAUUCCAUCCCAAUCUGGUGGUUGGUGGCACAUACUCAGGCCAGAUCGUGCUGUGGGAUAAUCGCAGCAAUAAGAGAACCCCAGUGCAGAGAACACCACUGUCAGCUGCUGCUCACACGCACCCAGUGUACUGUGUAAAUGUUGUUGGGACCCAGAAUGCUCAUAAUUUGAUUAGUAUCUCAACUGAUGGAAAAAUAUGCUCUUGGAGUUUAGAUAUGCUUUCCCAACCACAGGAUAGCAUGGAGCUGGUUCACAAACAGUCCAAGGCUGUGGCUGUUACCUGCAUGUCUUUCCCUAUUGGAGAUGUCAACAACUUUGUUGUUGGCAGUGAAGAAGGCUCAGUGUACACUGCAUGCCGUCAUGGCAGCAAAGCUGGAAUCAGUGAGAUGUUUGAAGGACACCAGGGACCAAUCACAGGUAUCAACUGCCAUGCAGCAGUUGGACCUGUAGACUUCUCACAUCUUUUUGUCACCUCUUCUUUUGACUGGACAGUAAAGCUUUGGACAACGAAGAAUAACAAACCUCUCUACUCCUUUGAAGACAAUUCUGAUUAUGUUUAUGAUGUGAUGUGGUCUCCAACUCACCCUGCCUUGUUUGCCUGUGUGGAUGGGAUGGGCAGGCUUGACCUGUGGAAUCUCAACAAUGAUACUGAGGUGCCCACUGCAAGCAUCACCGUGGAGGGCAAUCCUGCUCUGAACCGAGUGAGAUGGACACAUUCUGGGAGAGAGAUUGCUGUAGGAGAUUCAGAGGGACAAAUAGUUAUAUAUGACGUGGGAGAGCAAAUCGCCGUUCCCCGCGGGGACGAGUGGACGCGCUUUGGGCGGACGCUGGCGGAGAUCAACGCCAACAGGGCCGACGCCGAGGAGGAGGCUGCCACCCGCAUCCCGGCCUAGAGCUGCCUGCCUGCCUGCCUGCAGGGGAGCCAGACCCCAUUUUCAGCCCCAGCCCAGCACAGGGAGGAAUGGAUGGAUUCAGCAAUGGACUUUGAAAUGAAAUGUAUUAAGAUCAUUGAAAAUCAGAUCUUGCAUUGUUUUGUUUUAUAUAUGAAUUACAAGCACGUUCUUGGAUCUGUGUAACUUUUAAUACAGUUAACUUUGACUUUGCAGGGAUCUUCUUUUGCUGAAACACUAACCUGGUACAAAUUUGCUACUUGGCCUCUGUAAAGUCCAAUCUGAAACAGUAUAUCUUUCUGAAAAGUAAAAGUUUUGCUCCUAAAACUUUCUGUAUUACAGACUAACCUUCAUUAGGUAGUAAAUCUCUGAAGCAUUCUUUACUUUGAACUCUUCAAAUUACCCAUGAUAUGCAUGCAUAUGUUCCAAGUUUCAUUGUUUAUAUAUAGAUAAGCCUCAGACUCUGGUAGUGGGUAAUAUAUGUGAAUAUAAAUUUGUCUGUAGUUAAAAACUUAUGUGAUAAUCAGACCUGAAUUAAUGAAAUACAUAUUUAAUACCGAUUUCCUUUUGUUUGAAUUGGUGCAUUAAAAGGUAAGACUGAUUCAUAAAUAAAUACUAUAUGAGCACUC
Molecule: messenger RNA, 2753 nt
Organism: Melospiza georgiana
Lineage: Eukaryota; Metazoa; Chordata; Aves; Passeriformes; Passerellidae
Gene: DYNC1I2
Product: dynein cytoplasmic 1 intermediate chain 2
Exons: 17
Coding region: 184-2127 (647 amino acids)
Biological process (GO): transport along microtubule
Cellular component (GO): cytoplasmic dynein complex
Molecular function (GO): dynein light chain binding; dynein heavy chain binding
Source: RefSeq, a predicted model, not a curated record